Messenger RNA from Catharus ustulatus (Swainson's thrush), 1314 nucleotides. RefSeq lists its product as uncharacterized. Lineage: Eukaryota; Metazoa; Chordata; Aves; Passeriformes; Turdidae. The coding region runs from base 102 to 1148 and encodes 348 amino acids. The transcript is spliced from 2 exons. The record is from RefSeq and is a predicted model, not a curated record.
CGGCGGCGGCGGCGGGGGGAGCAACAGUCCGAACCGUAGCGGACACAGAAAAAGCAAGUGCAGUGACCAUAGUAACAGGGACAGCGUCGGGCGCGUGCGCGAUGGCGACGAAGCGCGGUGGGCGUGCGCGCGGAACGCGAAACACGGAAGUGUCAGUUAUAGGGGCGGAGAGUCCGGAAGCGAAGAGGGGGCGGAGCAGAAAACAAAGUGACAGCUCAAAUGAGAGCGAAGUAGGCGGGUCUAGCUCGGAGGGGGCUGAGACAAGCGACAGCGAGGGAGAUCAGGAUACGAGAGGAGGCGUGUCCAAGGGCAGGGCUACGUCGGUGCGGGCAGUGGGGAGGCGUGGUCAGGAUAGAAGCGGCCACACCCCCGGGGCUCUGCAAGCGGAGACGGGGCGUGCCCAGGCGGGAGGCGUUUCCCUCAGUGCAGACACAGCUAGUCUCGGCAGCGAGCCUCCGCUUCCAUGGCAACCAAGUAGACAGUCUCUCAUGAAGGUAAUAGCUGAAAGUGUCUCACGCAAUUUGCACGAACUGUGUGAAACUUUGAAGAGAUUCCCAGAUUCAUCAGAAAAAAUAAGCAGCAAAAAGGUGAAACAAAAAGCACAGUCAACCCUAACGGGGCAAACAACUAGUGGUAAAACCUUAACAAUGCAAGACUUUUUUCCAACUUCUUACAAAAAAUCCUCUUCCAAGAAAAAGUUGCAGGAAAGUCCAAAAGAACAACAGGGUGAUACAUUGUGUAUCACAGCGUCGGAGGGGAUUCCGGCAUGGGCAGCAGGUGCUAGUGCAUCAGGCCAAGGACAAUCAAUUAUGACUCCAAAAGAAAUUAUCAAAGCUUUUUUGCAGCACAUGGGAGCAAGCUUGGAAUCUUAUCCAGAGAUGAGGACAGAAUUUCCGCAGAUUUUCCGGACAACUCAAGGGUCGCAGAUCGUUAUUCCACAGCCAAGACCAGAAACAGCACAGAGAAUACAGGUACCAGCCAUUCCGGUGAGUGAAGCAGCAUGGACCCAGACACAGCAAAUAGCUCCUUUCUACAGACACACAAGCACUCAUCUGGGACGGCAGAUGGAGAAGGGCACUGCAGGAGCUGAGAACAAAGUAUCAAGGUGGGCCAAACGCAGCUCUCACCUUGGCGCAGCUAGCAGGUGAUCCACCGGAAGAUGACCCAGCUCAGCAAGCAGCGAGACUUCCACGUGACGUGUUGAGAGACAUCAAAGAAGCUGCACGUAAGGCAAUUUUACAAAUUGCACCAGCAGGUAUGCAGGACACAAUUUUUACAGAGAUCAAACAAGGCGCUUCAGAGAGUUACUCCUCA